Penicillium mononematosum is the source of this 602-nucleotide messenger RNA. RefSeq lists its product as uncharacterized. The transcript has 3 exons. Bases 1 to 486 code for a protein of 161 amino acids. The record is from RefSeq and is a predicted model, not a curated record. NCBI's taxonomy places the organism in Eukaryota, Fungi, Ascomycota, Eurotiomycetes, Eurotiales, Aspergillaceae. Gene Ontology annotation, molecular function: iron ion binding; heme binding; oxidoreductase activity, acting on paired donors, with incorporation or reduction of molecular oxygen.
AUGAUUACGUUGCUAAUAGCCCUUCGACUUUAUCCCUCCGUGCCCGUCAACACGCGGACUGCUCGAAGAACAACCUUUCUCCCCACGGGUGGUGGUCGUGACGGGACCUCACCAGUACUGAUACGUAAAGGCGAGAAUGUAGCAUUCUGUGACUUAUAUGGAGAGGAUGCGGAAGAGUUUCGCCCAGAACGCUGGGACGAAGAUUUGACCGAAUACACCAAAACAUGGGGCUAUUUACCCUUUAGUGGCGGUCCUCGAAUCUGCCUAGGGCAGCAAUUCGCUCUUAUUGAAGCAUCUUACACUACAGCUCGAAUUCUGCAAGAGUAUUCCGGUAUUCACCUAAUAUCCACAAAGGUCCAACAACGUACGUGGACUGGUUGGUCCACCCAUCAGACGGAAGGAAUUGAAAAGAUCUCUCAGCAGAGGCAGAAGGCGACAUUGGUGCUAUCAUUAGGUGAGGGUUGCAAAGUGUCAUUGACACGCUAGAUUCCAGAGUUUCAUCAUGCUAUCAAGCGAGCUGAGAAUUAAGAGUCGUUGAAACAAACUCGGUUCGGAAACUCAAACCAGACAGAUCCUAAACUAUGAUUGAGGAUCGAAGCUAG